Molecule: messenger RNA, 942 nt
Organism: Eucalyptus grandis
Lineage: Eukaryota; Viridiplantae; Streptophyta; Magnoliopsida; Myrtales; Myrtaceae
Product: probable disease resistance protein At4g33300
Exons: 5
Coding region: 1-942 (313 amino acids)
Biological process (GO): defense response to fungus
Source: RefSeq, a predicted model, not a curated record
AUGAUCUCUUGGAGCAGGUAUGCUCUUGCUUGCAUGCAUCCAUUCAUGGAUUUUGUGGUGAAUCGCUGUGAGGGAUUGCCAUUGGCUCUUACAGUCGUUGCCAAGUCUCUCCGAGGAAAGGAUCCUUCAUUCUGGGAAACGAAGCUUCUUGAUUGGUCUGAAAGACGUUCCCUUUUGCGUUCAGACAGUGACGUACAAGAUUGCCUCAGAAAGAGCUUGUAUCACUUGGAUGGUGAAAUCAAGGAACGUUUCUUGGACCUCAGCUCGUUUCCAGAGGAUCGCAAGAUUCCCGCCACUGCCCUUAUUGAUAUGUGGGUGGAAUUGUACAAGUUAGAUUUCAGUGGAGUGCGUGCCAUUGCUGACCUCAAUAAACUUGUUUACAGGAACCUAGCUGAUCUCGUAGUCACCGGGAAAGAUUCAAAUGAGGAUGACGACAAAUGUUAUAGUAGCUACUAUGCUAUGCAUCACGAUCUGCUCAGAGAGCUGGCUAUCUUGGAGUGCGACCAGGGGGAAGUAGAGAAAAGAAAGACUUAUUUUGGACUUGACUGGAAACAGUUUUCCCAAUUGGUGGAGCAAGCAAAAGCAAUUGACUCUCGAUGCUCGUCUAGUAUCCAUCUCCACAGUCAGGCUUCAACAUCAAAUGACGCCAAAAUCUCCAAUGCAAUACCAAACUUAGUGGAGCUCCACAUCGACUAUUGCAACGAUCUUAUGGCAUUACCAGAUGACAUCUACGAGAUAAAACUUCUGGAGAAGCUUAGCAUCACAAACUGCCAUAAUUUAUUUGCACUCCCUGAACAGAUUAGGCAGUUGGCGUCCCUUGAAGUGGUCAGGCUUAAUUCCUACACAAACUUGUCGCAACUGUCUGAGUGGCGCAGCGGCAAACAACUGUUGUUCAGUGGUGACGUUGCUUCGGCAAUGGUGGUGCUGCGUUUCUUUUCGUGA